Messenger RNA from Centrocercus urophasianus (Greater sage-grouse), 2062 nucleotides. Its product is annotated as gap junction beta-6 protein. The record is from RefSeq and is a predicted model, not a curated record. Gene Ontology annotation, biological process: cell communication. Gene Ontology annotation, cellular component: connexin complex. The coding region runs from base 241 to 1032 and encodes 263 amino acids. Lineage: Eukaryota; Metazoa; Chordata; Aves; Galliformes; Phasianidae. The transcript is spliced from 3 exons.
GGACCUUAAAGCUGCGGGCCGGGAGCCUGGGGCCGGCUGUUCCUGUGGCACCGCACCGCUGAGCCCGGGUGCUGGCCCCGAAGGGGUCCCGGCAGCGCUGAGGCAGUGAGCGCGUUAUGUGAAGUGCCCGAGCAGCUGCGGCACCGAGCGAAAUAAAGGCUUCCGCAAUUGCAGGUAAUUCACGGCACACCUACGGACGUUCGGAGAGCUGCGCCGAGGUCAUAUCUUUAAAGCAAGACAAUGGAUUGGGGAGCUCUGCAGACCAUCUUAGGAGGUGUAAAUAAACACUCCACCAGCAUUGGCAAGAUAUGGCUCACAGUCCUGUUCAUCUUCCGUAUCAUGAUCCUGGUUGUGGCUGCAGAGAGAGUCUGGGGGGAUGAACAAGAUGACUUUAUCUGCAACACUUUGCAACCUGGUUGCAAGAAUGUUUGCUAUGAUCACUUUUUCCCCAUCUCUCACAUCAGACUCUGGGCCCUGCAGCUGAUCUUCGUUUCUACCCCUGCGCUGCUGGUGGCCAUGCAUGUGGCUUACAGGAGGCACGAGAAGAAAAGGCAGUUCAGAAAGGGAGACCAGAAAUGCGAGUAUAAGGACAUUGAAGAGAUCAGAACCCAGAAGUUUCGCAUUGAGGGCACCCUGUGGUGGACGUACACUUGCAGCAUCUUCUUCAGAUUGGUCUUUGAAGCAGUCUUCAUGUAUGCAUUCUAUUUCAUGUAUGAUGGGUUCCGGAUGCCUCGCUUAAUGAAGUGUAGUGCUUGGCCCUGCCCCAACACAGUAGACUGCUUUGUUUCUCGACCUACUGAAAAGACAGUGUUCACUAUUUUCAUGAUUGCUGUGUCCAGCAUUUGCAUUCUUUUAAAUGUGGCUGAAUUAUGUUAUUUACUGACAAAAUUUUUUCUCAGAAGGUCUAGAAAAGCUGGAAAUCAGAAACACCACCCCAACCAUGAGAAUAAAGAAGAAACCAAACAAAAUGAAAUGAAUGAGUUAAUAUCUGAUAGCUGUCAGAACACAGUUAUAGGAUUCACAAGUAGCUAAGGUGGUGUCAGUGCUGGUAUUCACUCUGAAAAGGGUGAAUGUUAUUUGUCUAAUGGCUGCAAAUAAAAUUUGUUAAACAGCUUCUGUUGGGGAAGAUUUAGAUGUGUAGUGACAGGUGUCAGCUAUGCACCUGUUGAGGAGGGAAAAAAAAAAAAAGGCAGCUUAAACAUUUGAAAGUUGUGAGGAUUAAAUAGGAAAUUGUAUUUUCCUACAGAUAUCCUUACAAGGAUGCUCUGACAAAUGCACUAGUGCCUUUGUGUGGUUCCUUGAAAACGCUAUGCAACAGCAAUAAGAACAAAAGUCUUUCCAAGCUAGAUGUGCUAAUGUUUCAAACUGUUUUGUAAUAAAGAUAGUUUUUGAUUGUGAACAGAAAAUUAAAGUAUUUUUGUAAAAUCUAAGAUUCCAUGUUACUUAAGGUGUUACAGUAAGCAACAGACUGUGCUUUGUUUAAGCAGGUAAUUGCAGAUGAACCCUGCGCUACCAUAUUCAUGGAGAGGAAAUAGCAGUAGGCCACAUCUUUACAGCUUUGCAAACACUGCUUGAGUCUGGAUGAGUAACUUGAGGCACCUGCAUCUGCACUGCUGGCUGUGGGGCUGUAUGAAAUCCCCACCACAGGUAGUGUGGAGAACUGGGGUAGCUAGCUUCUGAGGGCAGUGCUGUGCCUAAAAGCAGCAUGGCGAUACAGGUGCAGUCCAAGUAGACCUGCUUUUGACAACUAGCAGACCUGGUAUAAGUAUUCCUGUUAAUCUUUUCAUUGCAUGCUGCCAGUUUUAUAGGAACAUACAUAAUUUUAUGUAAAUACUCCACUUAGCACAUGUUUAUUUCUCUAAUGCAUUUGCUGUAUUUGUUUCCUUAUGCUAUAUCACAUCAUUGAACCUUUUGCUUUUGUUAGCUAUUUUUUUUUUCUUUUGUGGUAGACUGGUGCUGUUAUGAAACUAGGGGCUCUUUGUUCUGGAAGACAUGGGAAAGUAUCUUAAACACUGGAAAUGGAGAAAGUCUUCUGAAUAAAAGGCAAACACUUUAAACUUUG